AUGGGAUCGGACUCGAGCCGUGUUGAUGGGCUUGUGGCUCAGCUGGCGCGUACAUUUAAGAUUCGGGACAUGGGACCCCCGUCUUUCUUUCUUGGCAUUGAGACGAUGUCACUAUCUGAUGGUAUUCUUCUGUCUCAACGGCGUUAUAUACAGGAUAUUCUUAGACGUGCAGGCAUGGUUGACUGUAAAUCGGUUUCUACGCCUAUUUCGGUGGCUCGGUCUGAUGUUGAUGAUUCUACUCCGUUUGCUGAUCCUACUCACACCUCGCCCACCACUGCUGACUGGGCGGUUAUGAAACGUGUUCUGCGGUACGUGAAAGGCACUCUUGGUAUGGGUCUCUGUAUUCGCAAGUCGGAGUCUCUUGCGUUGCAUGCGUUCUCGGAUUCGGAUUGGGCAGGUAAUCCGGAUGACCGAAAGUCUACAAGUGGGUUUGCCGUCUUCUUGGGGUCCAAUUUAAUUGCUUGGUCUUGUCGGAAGCAGCGGACAGUGGCGCGGUCCUCUACUGAGGCCGAAUAUAAGGCACUGGCUGAUGUGGCGACGGAGGUCACGUGGUUGGUUUCUUUGCUGCGCGAAAUUGGCUUUCCUCCAGACUCUGCGCCGGGGCUGUGGUGUGAUAAUCUGGGAGCAACAUACCUCUGUGCUAAUCCGGUUUUUCAUGCACGAACAAAGCAUGUUGAAAUUGAUUAUCACUUUGUUCGAGACAAGGUUGCCAAGAAGGAGUUGCAGGUUCAUUUUAUUUCCACGAAGGACCAGCUAGCUGAUAUUUUCACCAAGCCACUUGCAUCUGCUCGGUUUUCAUUGCUUCGGGACAAGCUCAAUAUUUCGAAUGCUCCACCUUGA
Molecule: messenger RNA, 840 nt
Organism: Ipomoea nil (Japanese morning glory)
Lineage: Eukaryota; Viridiplantae; Streptophyta; Magnoliopsida; Solanales; Convolvulaceae
Exons: 2
Coding region: 1-840 (279 amino acids)
Source: RefSeq, a predicted model, not a curated record